AAUAAAAACAUGCGAGUCUCGUGCGUUCAAAAAUUUACAAACACGCAUUGCAUUUCAGUCGAUCACAUUUCAGUUGGCAAAGCAAUUUUUAGUGUCUUUUAUGUAUAACUUUAACUAGUUUUUUACUGAAUAAGUUAAGCCCGAUAAUAAGAAGCCAUGGGAAAGACUGUCAAUGGAAAUCGGGCUUCAAAAACGGGGCUAAAAAUGUCGUUGAAAAAAUUCCGCGAGCACACAAAAAAUCCUGCGAUUUUUCUAUCCGUCCAAUCAUCACAAGCGGAGAACAUAAAAAGUCUAAUCAAGUCGUUAUACGACCACGGUCACAAUCUGAAUCUGAACAAGGACAAUCAAAAAUCUUAUCUCGAUGAGUUGGUGGUGGAUGAAAUGGACGAAGAACAGAUUUGGCAGCAACUGGAACUGAAGAACGAACAACUGUUGGAAGGAGACUUGUCUAAGACCAGUAAACUUCUAUCGAUGGGAUCCAAACCCAUGUUGCUUCCUUUUCGGGAAGAAUGUGACAGUGGUGAUCAAGAGGACGAAUCUGAAGAUGAAACGGUUGACAAUACCGAGUCCAGAGCGGCAGUUAAAGGUGCACGGAAAAAGAAGGAUUCUAAAAAAGAAACCAAACAAAACAAGCGAACUAAAGGAUCCGUUAUCGAUGAUCAAUUCUUCCGACUUGAAGACAUGAAUAAAUUCUUGGAUGAAGAAGAUGAGCGCGAAAUGAGACGUCAAUCGGGUAAACCCGACCUGAAUCCACUCGUAGAUAUUGAUUAUUUCAGUGAGCAUAUCGGUGAGGAUGAAUCCAGUGAUGCAGAGAUUAAAUAUUCCGACUUUUUCGAUGAUGAUGGAAAUUAUGAAGAUGAUGAUUCUGCUGAUGGGAAUGAUCAGAGUAACGAUGAUGAUGAAGAUACGAGUGAGGAUGAUAUGGAGGACAAAAACGCUGAAUUGGAGGAAAAUGGUUCACCGAUGAAUGAAUCUGAAGAAGAUAAUUCUGAAGAUGAAGUGGAGCGAAAUCGACAGCUUCGUUUUCAGUUAUACAACAAUUCUGAAUUUUGUUUACCAGAAAACGAAAGCAUGAAGACUCCGGUAACACAAGCCGAGGCUCCGAACGAAAAAGUUGAAGAUGAAAAAAUGGAGGAGGAAGAAGAAAAUGCAAAUAAUGGUUCAAAAUCAUCAUUCGAGUUAAGACAGGAAAAACUUCAACAACGAAUUCUGAAGAUGGAAGAUCAGCUUUUGAAAGAAAAACCAUGGCAGUUGAAGGGCGAAAUAUCCGCUGAUACCCGACCCCAGAAUUCUCUGUUGGAAGAAAUUCUUGAAUUUGAGUCAACAACAAGACCAGCCCCGGUUAUAACAGAAGAAACAACAAUGCGAUUAGAAGAUAUCAUAAAACAACGAAUUAGAAAUAAGGCCUUUGAUGACGUUGAGCGAAUGAUUCGUCCUCCCGAUAACCCAAAGGAGUAUCGUAAACAAGUUGUGCUGGAUGCGGAAAAAAGCAAAGAAUCCCUCGCCCAAAUAUACGAGAAGGACUAUCUGAAGCAAUUGGAAAAAGCCAAUCCGGAUGCGGAUCAAGCUGAGGAGGAGGAGCCGAAGGAACACAAACAAAUACGAAACAUGAUGAAGACUCUGCUGGCUCAGUUGGAUGCAUUGUCAAACUUCCACUACACUCCACGUCCCGCUGUGCCCGAGUUGAAGAUAGUAACCAACACACCGGCCAUCAAUAUGGAAGAGGUUGCGCCGGUGGCAACCAGCGAUGCGGCGUUGCUCGCCCCCGAAGAAGUUCACAAUCGACCAAAGGGUGACGUUAUGAGUAAAGACGAACGGACUAAGACCGACAAGAAUCGCGAGAGGCGUCUGAAGAAACGUUUCCAGCGGGACAAAUUUGAACGACAAAACGAGAAAGAGCAGAAACUUCUCGAGAAGGGUCUCGCAUCGAAAUCGAAGGAACUGCAAGGAAAGCUGCUCAAGAAGGUUACCAAGGCCAAGAAUGUGAGCGCCAUGUCGGAAAGCAACAGCGUUUCCAAAUCUUCCGCGGCGUUCUUCAAUCGGUUGCAAGAUGAGGUCAGCACGCAAAUCAAGGGUAAGCAAGACCCCAGUAGCAAGAAAAGCAAGAAGAAUACCGAUGGAAUUAGGGCUACACACAUAAAACUGUAGUACGGAUUGUUAUUGAAUAUAUUUAUGAUAGAGAAAAGUUUGUAUGUUGUAUUUAC
Toxorhynchites rutilus septentrionalis is the source of this 2204-nucleotide messenger RNA. Its product is annotated as U3 small nucleolar ribonucleoprotein protein MPP10. NCBI's taxonomy places the organism in Eukaryota, Metazoa, Arthropoda, Insecta, Diptera, Culicidae. The record is from RefSeq and is a predicted model, not a curated record. Gene Ontology annotation, biological process: rRNA processing. Bases 157 to 2148 code for a protein of 663 amino acids. Gene Ontology annotation, cellular component: nucleus; small-subunit processome; sno(s)RNA-containing ribonucleoprotein complex. The transcript is spliced from 4 exons.